UACUGCCUUGUAACGUCAAGUGUGCUAACUGUCGUGAAAGCACUUCGACGAAGAAAAAAAGUGCACCAGGCUAAUAAGUCAGUCUAUUUAUUUCGUUUCCAGUUUGCAAUACUUACGUCGUAUAAAAUACAUCUUUGAUUCUUUCUUUAAGGAUAAAGUCGUCUCGAUGAGCUAGAAGCACUGCGCCGCUUCUCGUGCUAUCGUUUCUUGUUAGUUAGCUUAGCUCGCUAGUUAGCGUAGCUUGUUAGCUGCUAACAGAAGACAGAAGUUAUCAAAACAUUGCUAAGUAGAGAUCAAGUGUGAGAGUAAAGUGUUGUGAUUGUGUGAAAAUGUGCGAAAGAACGAUAGCAAAGUAAAGAGGAGAAGGAGCGACAACCUCAACUACUGGAUGUUUAUUAUAAGAAACAUCAUCAAGUUGUGUUACACAGAACAGACGUCUGUGAACAACAUCUUCUCUCUGAGCAACAGGAGUGGAGCUUCAGGAUGGUAAAGGAGGAGCCACCGCCCUCUUACUUUAAAGAGGAAGACAAGGACCCACUCACCCCCCACUUCAAAGAGGAAGAAGAGGUGCCAGAGACCCCACAUUUUAAAAAGAAAUUGAAUGAUCCACUGACCCCCAACAUUAAACUGAACAAAGAGGAACCACUGACCGACCACUUUAAAAAGGAAGAAGAAUAGCCACAGACCUCCUGCAUUAAAGAAGAAGAGGAGGAACACACCGUCAGUCAGGUGGGAGAGCAUUUUGAAGGAAUGUUGGCGUUCCCAGUGACUGGUGUCCCUGUGACGAGUGAAGAUGAUGAGGUGAAAGGUGAAAGUGAGGAGAAGAGAGAGGAGGUGCCUCCAAGCAGUGCUGCCAACACCUCAAGGUUGGCAUGCCAUCGUCUCUGGGACUCGGAUGAUAGCGAAGAAGACCCGGGAAAUGGUGACCUCGCAUCUCUGGGGUUGGCAAGCCAAUUGCACAGGCAGACUCCACCAUCUCGCCGAGUGCCAGCAAGAGUCAUUAGUACCGGUACUCGUCAACCCAACUCCUCAACUGGAGAUAACUUUCGAGCACCUCACCAUGGGGAAGGACCAGCACCUGCAUUAAACAUGCAGAGAGUUACACAAGGAACAGCAGUCCCUCCUCGACUCCCUCCACCCAAAGCACCAGCCCUCAACAUGUGGCAGACAGAGGAGCCUGGAUCCAGACUGGCCUACAGGCCAACAUGGCGAGGGGGAAGAAUGGCCGACAACAUUUCCUGCUCUGCGGCUGAGGUCCAGAUCUUUCGCCUGCUGGAAACUAUGAAACACACCCAAGACCAGCUGAUGGCGAAGGUCAACUUCUUAACCAGCAGGUUGACCAGUACCCCGGGGCCAGAAGUGGAAAUGCCGGCCAAUAUCCAGUUUCCACUGGAACAGUUGGAGGCAGUGGAGGCAUUUGAGGCACUUUUGAAGGAACCAUCAAAUGGUCCAGCUCGACAAAGAGUGAUUUCUUCUUUGGCCACCAUUGGAGGCCAGGAUGUGAAGCGGGUGACCUGGAACAUCCUGGGCAGGAUCUUCACAGAUGAGGUUUCACAUCAGAUCAAUUGGAAGGGUGUCAACAACAAAAAGGCCUUUAGCAGGAUGGCAACAAAGACCUUGCUUUUCAGUGCUGUGAGAAAAAAUGUGGAGACAAGGUCAGCCACGGAUGCCGAGGUCACCAAACACGCGAUCAGGUGGUUCAACCUGGCGGCGGAUCGGGCAGCGAGGAGACGAGUCCCGCCUCCACCUCCACAGACAGAUCAGGAGGAAUAGAAAUGUAUCAAUAAACAACCUUUUAUUUAA
This is a messenger RNA of Nerophis ophidion (straightnose pipefish), 1803 nucleotides long. RefSeq lists its product as uncharacterized. The transcript is spliced from 9 exons. Bases 751 to 1773 code for a protein of 340 amino acids. The record is from RefSeq and is a predicted model, not a curated record. NCBI's taxonomy places the organism in Eukaryota, Metazoa, Chordata, Actinopteri, Syngnathiformes, Syngnathidae.